AUGGCAUUCUACGGUUGGCCCAUCUCCCAGUGCCAGAACUCAUACGAAACCCUGGAGAGCCAAUUCAAUUCGGGCAUCAGGGUCAUAGACGUCCGUCUGUCCAUCAAAAACAACGAACUCAUGUUCUACCACGGCAUCCAGUCAGAACACGGCCGAUUCUCCGUGAUGUUGAACACCAUCCACGCGUUCCUGACGAAUCCUUCCACGUGUCGCGAGACCCUCGUUGUGAGCAUCAAGGAGGAGGACAAUAACCCCACCCUUUUCUCGCAGCUCGUUCUUCAGGAGAUCACGAAUUCCACUGGAGGGCUCGAUAUGUGGCACUUGGACGAGCGGAUUCCUACCCUGGGCGAGGUCAGAGGGAAAGCUGUUAUGUUUAGCCGCUUCGGCAACGGAACCGGGUGGGCCAAUGGGCUCAUGGGCAUCCACCCUACCACCUGGCCUGAUAGCGACAAGAGCGGCUUCAGCUGGAACUGUGGCGAUACCCUCGUCCGGACUGCGGAUUGGUUCGUGUACAACAUCAUCUCACUGUAUUCGAUACCCGAAAAGGUGAAGGGCUGCACGGAUCUGCUCUACCCGCCCCUCGACACGCCGUCUCCUGCGCUUAACAUCGUGUUCUUCUCGGCUUCCUCCUUCCCGCUCGCCCUGCCGCCCUCGGUCGCCCGCGGCCUCGGAUGGCCGCGCUGGCACCUAGGGUUUGAGGGCGUGAACCACCGGGUCAGUGACUGGCUUCUCGGCCUCCUGGGAGGUGAAGACGAAGACGAAGACCAGGGCGAGGGCGAGGAUUCUCUUGCAGACGCGGAUCUGGAUAAUGAGAAGACCGAGAAAUUUACCGAGAGCCAGCCACGCAUCAGGGGGUGGGCGAUGCUUGACUUUUUUAAUGAGCCCGUGAACCCUGGGCUCAUUCAGAUGUUCAUCGAGUGCAAUUUCCGUGGCAGGACGAGCGGGGAGGAAGGUUGGCCGUGA
Coniophora puteana RWD-64-598 SS2 is the source of this 963-nucleotide messenger RNA. RefSeq names its product PLC-like phosphodiesterase. The transcript is spliced from 2 exons. The record is from RefSeq and is a predicted model, not a curated record. NCBI's taxonomy places the organism in Eukaryota, Fungi, Basidiomycota, Agaricomycetes, Boletales, Coniophoraceae. The coding region runs from base 1 to 963 and encodes 320 amino acids. Gene Ontology annotation, molecular function: phosphoric diester hydrolase activity. Gene Ontology annotation, biological process: lipid metabolic process.